GGAUAUUUGAUUGCGUCAAUGGUAGGGAUAGCGGAGGCAAGGGAGGGGAGAGAACUUAACGAAAGCAAAAAACUCCAGCGUCCCGGUCUACCGUUAGGGAGGCCUUCUGUCAAGCCGGCGUCGGCGCGGUGUGACGUGUUCAGUCGCGUCUCGAUCUUUGUAGAAGGAGAAGGGAUCGCUCGUAGCGUGAAACGUCAUAGUUUACAGAUCCCGGUGGUUUUCUUUUUUUUUUUUUUGUUUUUCCUUCUAUGCGUUCCUUUCUCCUUCGUAUAAACAAUGGCCCGUAGGAGACAAUACGCGUUAAUAUUGUUCGAUUCUUUUUUUUUUUUCUCUUUUUGAUAUCUUAAAAAAAAAAAAAAUUGCCGCGUUUAUACUAUUCUGCCGUCGUCCUGUCGAUAAUAUUUUUGAAGGACAACUACUACGUAAGACAUUUCGAGUUUUAUCAAAGUAGCAAAAAGAUAAGCGAAUUUGAGAAAGAAGAUAUAUAUAUAUAUAGAUAGACAGUUAAUACUCUGUUACGAAGCGUUUGAAAAAUAGUGCCGUCAGUGUGUGUGAUCGAAAGAUAUUCGACAAAGAAAAAAGGAAGGUGAAGAGGAAGGAGUGGAAGAAAAAUAGAAUACGAACACAGUCUCAGAUCCAUCAAAUGCAGUCACCUCGGAAGCUAAAACAACGCCGAAACGCGUCGUCGUCGACGACGUUCAGGCAACCGACUUUAUCAUCGUUGACAACUCGUUGCUAUCGUCCAAGACCAAUGAGAAGUUUGAUACGUGUGCAACGAUACCUGGGAUGAUUUCGGAAAGACGUUAAAUUUGUCGUGGAUCAAUCGAACGUGAGAGAAGAAAAGAAAAAGAAAAGGGGUUCGCAAACAAGUGCGUUUCUUUUUUUUUUCUUUACGUUAACACCGAAGAGGAUUAAAAGUGACACUGGGAGAUUCUCUUGAGGAAGGCGUGUUUUGUAUUUAAUUCCUCGCAUUCCAGUGUGUACUCGUUUCACACGUGCGUUACUAUACGCGUGACACCAUAUCCCCCGUUCUCCGUAAAACGUGCGCAUAAUCGUCUUGCCGUUGUUUUUGCAUGUCGUUCGUCGUAGUACGAUACAAAUUCGUUAUCUUUGCCAUUAGUCGCGUUACCACCACCACCACCUUGUCGGGUCUCUUUUUUCUUUUUGUUUUUCCGUAUUAUAACGAAGCAUAAGAAAAAGAGAGGACAUCUCGAGAAGGGGAAACUUUUUCGAAAGAGCUCCGGCACUUUGGAGGAGGAAGCGAUGCUACCACCCGCUGCGCUGCAUCUGGAGGAGAGAAUGAACGGCGAUAGGACAGCGAGAGAGCGAUUUCCAUCGUCGAGCAGCACCGAUGACGAUCAAAGCGGGUCGGAUGCUGAGCACGAUACAUCAACAAUACGCGGGAAGGUCCAUUCUGGGAUUCUUCAUCACUCCACCGCACAUUCUGUCAGGAAACGUCGUGGUAAUCUACCGAAGCAUUCGGUGAAGAUUCUUAAACGAUGGCUGUAUGAGCAUAGAUACAACGCUUAUCCAAGCGACAGCGAGAAAUUAACUCUCAGCCAGGAGGCGAAUCUCACCGUAUUACAGGUGUGUAAUUGGUUCAUCAACGCAAGGCGAAGAAUUUUACCGGAGAUGAUCCGCAGAGAAGGACAUGAUCCUCUUCAAUACACUAUAUCACGUCGUGGUAAAAAAAUGCCAGGUGGAAGUCAUCAACAACCAUCGAUUAAUCAAAGAAGCAACCAAAACUGGGAUCCUCUGGCCGAAUGCAGUGCGCCGAAACGUAGAAGAGAUCACGAUUAUGGAGAAGCAACUGGCUUGAUGUAUCGAAGUGAAGAGGAUAGUCCGAACGACUAUGAAAGCAGUUCGCAUAGUGAGGAAGAACGUCCUGCUACUCAGUGGCCAAGUGUAAUUGUUUAUCCGUAUUCGGAAACCAAAGUAGAGAAAAAUGAUCAACCUAAUUACGGAGACGCGAUAGCCCAUCCAGCUCGACGAGGGGACGAGGAAGAUUCGUCGAUAGUAAGCGAAGCUGCAUACUGGAGUGCACCAAGGCAACAUUUAACGACAACUCCAGACGUGCAACAUGAGACAGAAGUUUAUAGUAGUACGCACAACGCUCACAAUCCUCGCAGCGAUGAAACACCACCACCGACGCCCCCGGAAGAGGACAAGGACAAGUUCAAGUGUCUGUACCUGCUCGUCGAGGCUGCUGUUGCAGUACGGCAGCAGGAAGAGAAGGAACGCGAGAGUGCUGUUUCUGUUUAACAGUUUAACUUAUCGCGAAAGAACAGAGCCACGAUGAAGUUCCUGGUGCUUUUUGGAUUACGCUUUCCUUUUAUUUUUCUCACAAGUGAACAAGAGAUAGGAAAAAAACAACGUGUUUCACAUAGAGAUAAAGAUAAAGCGAUGAAAAAAUGGUGGCCAUAAUGAUAAUAUAAUUUUUGUUCAAAAGACAUUUCGUUUUUGAGAUCCGCUUGUCGAUGUAGCAACCAACGGCGGUUAAUUCAUUAGAAUGGAUUAACUCCAUUCAUUAGAAUGGAUUAACUCCAUUCAUUAUUUGCUCCAAAGACAUGCGAAUCAACCAUCCGACAAAACGGAGCUUUAAUUGUUCCGUUCUUCAUUAUUAACGCGAUUUUUUGAUUUAAGGAAACUAGUUUUCGUUUCAUAUUGACAAUCCAACGCAUUGCUGUACUUUGAGAUAUUUUGAGCAAAAGUGUUACGCAUUUUCGUGCGUUUUUUUGUGUCAUUGACGUAAAGAGGUUGGAUAACGUUCGAUCUCUUUCUUUUUAUUUUUUUUUUCUUCUUUUUUUCUCAUUUUUUUCCUUUUUUUCUUUCUUUUUUCUUUCUUUUUUCUUUCAUUUUUCUUUCCCCUGCCCUUUUGUUCUUUCUUUCUUUCUUUUAUUCUUUUUCAUAUAUUAAGUCGCGCUUAAAGGUCCAUCGCUACGAAUUGCACCGGGAAGUGGCGAAAUAUCUAAUGUUUCUUAUAUCAUGAAUGGUAAUCCUCGUUUAUAGCAGCGACUAUUGUAGAUAUAAUUGAUAAUAAGAAACGAUAGUAGAGGGUUUAAAAUAUUUAGAAAUAUAUCGUACGUGCGGAUUAAAAGGAGAACGAGUGGUCUUUAGAAAAAAUCGCCUUUAGAAUUGUAAGGUCUGUGCAUUGAUUUUCGCACAUAUGACUAUUUGUUCUUAUUAAAAGAGAGGAAAGAUAACGUAAUGAUCCGAAAUUAUGUUCAUACAUUAUUUUUUCGAAUAGAAGUAUAUGUAUGAAGUACAGUUCAUAUAUAAUAUUACAAUAUGUAUGUAUAUAUGAUAGAAAACAACGCGAAGAUAUUAACGGAAUAAACAAUACCGGCUCGUGUAACUUUCGCGUUAAACGACAACCAGCUAGCUGCCAAUAUAUGGACAAAUUAUCUAUUUGUUAAAGUUGCAUAUUACAUUGUGUAAGAACACCCGAGAACGCAGAAAGAAAAAAACGACGUUUCGCCAUUUUCCAGAUCGUAUCGGUGUGUCCUGGUUGUGCAUUUAUCCUCUUUUGCACGAGUAUCGGUUAAUAAGUUUAUAUGAGUAGAAAAGUGUUAACGAACGAUUUGACAACGUAAAAAUGAGUUAUAUAAAUUUACGUCCAAAUCUACAAGUUCGCGAUAUAUUAUCUUUAUUUUCUUUUUCUUUUUUUUUCCCCUUUUCAUUUAUUUUUUUCUUUUCUUAUCUUUUUGUAGAAAUUACUAGAGUUAUAUUGUGUUUAAGAACUGAUUCACAUGGCGAGCGAAUUGAUUGAUUUAUUACGAUAUUCUUACAGUAAAAUAUACCAUUUGUUGCCUCCAGCAACAAAUUUUAGUCAAUCUAUUACGACUAUCGUUUCUCUAUGCUUACAUGAAUUGUAAAAUGAAGUUAAAUGAAGUUAAAAGAAAAUGUAGGGAAGUGGAAGAUUUUACAGAAUUAAAAUAUACGACACGUAUAUUUUAUACGGUGCCAAAAACGAAGAGAGAAAGGAGGGAGAGCGAGAGCGAGAGAGAGAGAGAGAGAGAGAGAGAGAGAGAGAGAGGAGAGAGAGGAGAGAGAGAGAGAGAGAGAAAGAAAGAAAGAAAAGAAAAGAAAAGAAAAAUAAGCGCGAAGGACAAUGACGAUUAAGGAAAAUUUGUGCACACUUUCCGACACUUUGUACUAAGUAAAACGAAAUUCCGCGAAAAACAAAAAGGUAAAAAAAAAUAAAUAAAUAAAAAGAAAGACAAACGCGAAACACAUCACAAAUGUGCCUUCUUCAGUGACUGUUUAAAAAAGCGACGAUUAACUUAAAAAUGAAUGGUAGUAGACUUUGGAAAAGCAACGAUCUCAUUCGACUUUUAAAAGAAUUUAAUAGUCGCCAAUUAACUCACGUCUCCUCUAUACAUAUAUGCCGGUUAUUAUACGUUAUUAACAAACAAACAAAAAGAAUAAGAGAAAGAAAAAUAGUUAACUUGAUUCAUCGUUCUGAGCUUUAUUCAACUUUUAAAGCCAGUGUUCCUCGCAGUUUUAUAUAUACAUAUAUAUACACAAGCCUACGUUAUACAGAAAACACAUACAGUUACAUACGCGUUCAUAUAUUUACACGUAAAAGCGUAACGUACGAGGUAGACAGUCAAAAUUAACUCGUGUUAUUAGAAUAAUUGAAACAAAACAACAAAAAUGAAAAUGAGCGCACUCUCGAGUUUGACAAAAGUUAUUUAGAGUGUUGAGGCAAACACUUAGAAUUACAAUUAAAAAUAACAACGAGGAUUAUGAACUCACAAUUUUAAAUGGCUCGAUUCUCGUCUGUAAAUUAUUUUGACUAUUGUUUAACAUUCAUACGAUUUCUAAGCCUCAUCGAUCACAGUCUAAUGUUAGAUUUUUCAUUAAAAAUCUCUUAUUCACAUUAUGUUUUAAGUUCGUAGAGAUUCUAAGAACCUCUUUCAGUUUAUCUUCUUUUGUGUACCUUCUGUUAUUAAUCUUGAAUUUUUAUUUUCUAGUUGUAUCGUAAACAAGAAUAUUCCCAUCUUCAAAAGAAUAUUUUUAUUUUUGUGUUCGCAUAGAACAUACAACACAGCAAUAUUAGAAUUUAAGUGAAAUUUUCGAAGGAGAAUCGGGCAAAAAAAAUUGUGUUUAAAAGCAUUGGAAAGCCUCAGGCAUAUCGUAUCUCAUUAUUAGAUUUUUAUUUUCGUAUUUAAGCAAUCGACUCGAUUAUACGUAUACAAUACAAACACACACAUAUUAUACAUAUAUAAUAUAAAUACAUACAAAACGCAACAUAUAGUGUUAAACGGCCUUUUUGCUCCUAAAUUUCGAUUGGUGGAGCACAUCUUGUUAAGAAAAUUUUGUAUCACGAUAUACGGAACGCUAUUCUCACGAGUUUUACUCGCGUCCCUAUUGCUAGCUGACUAGUAACAAUCUAGUAAUCUGACAAAUAACAAUCUCUUUUGUAACCGAUAAUAAAAAAAAAAUAAAAGAAAAACAACGUGUACUCAA
This is a messenger RNA of Vespa crabro (European hornet), 5472 nucleotides long. RefSeq names its product homeobox protein AKR-like. Gene Ontology annotation, biological process: regulation of transcription by RNA polymerase II. The record is from RefSeq and is a predicted model, not a curated record. The transcript has 5 exons. Gene Ontology annotation, molecular function: DNA-binding transcription factor activity, RNA polymerase II-specific; RNA polymerase II cis-regulatory region sequence-specific DNA binding. The coding region runs from base 1264 to 2262 and encodes 332 amino acids. Lineage: Eukaryota; Metazoa; Arthropoda; Insecta; Hymenoptera; Vespidae.